Molecule: messenger RNA, 1059 nt
Organism: Ascochyta rabiei
Lineage: Eukaryota; Fungi; Ascomycota; Dothideomycetes; Pleosporales; Didymellaceae
Exons: 2
Coding region: 1-1059 (352 amino acids)
Source: RefSeq, a predicted model, not a curated record
AUGUUAGAUGCAACGAACCCAUCUCCGAUACCCAGCAAGCGAAAAAAGCACUUCGAGCACCUCCGCCAAACCACCAUCCCACGCUUCCUCUUCCGCGCCUUCCACCUCGAAAGCAGCGGCGGCCGACCAAAGGCACUCAGCAACCCCAACAUAACCGUGCCACACGCCUACACGGCGUCUGCGCCCGUGCCCGGGUUCUACAAGACCCCAGAGCGCGACCUCGGUCGCAUGGCCAACGCGCACUACGUUGGGAGGCACGUCCCGCUGUCCCCCUUCAGCUCGUGGGCAGCGUCGCUGCAUCUCGUGCUGUGCUACGCGUCGUCGCUCGACGAUGUGGCGUAUGUGGCGGUUAUGGAUACGCAGAUGCUGGACGGUGAGGUGCUGGUGUGGCAUGUGCCACAUCUCAUGUCUGGGGCGAAACAUGAGUAUCUUGCGCACGGUGUGAUCAAGGGGAGUGGGUAUGUAGCUGUGCCGUUGCAGGCGAUGGCACAGACGGGGUUGUUGAAUGUAUUCACCGAGUUGGCGCGGCGGAAGCUGUACAUUGAGGCGCCGCCACCUGCCUUUUCCUUUGGCAUGGAGUUGCGGCAGCACAUGUUCGAGCAGAAGUAUGGCCGGCCCGCUGCGGAGAUUCUGCACAAGACACGCGUCAUCUCUGAUUUGUUUGGCGAGCUCUGGUUUCCAGUGGCCACGGCGCUGCUGUGCGUGCGCCCGUGGCCCUGGUUCUGGCCAGACGUCGAUCAGGGCCGGAGUGCUCCUGCUCGUAGAGAGCUGCAGCGUAUACUUCGAUCGAUGAAAAUCACGGCGAAGCCCGCUUGGCUUGAGAGCCAGCUCUCUUGGCUGCAGCACGGCGCUGUGCAGACGACGCCUGGUGCGGGCGAUUCGUACGACUUCCCUGAUGUGCGCGAGUGGAUUGAUCUUCUGCAUGCCAUAGCGCGUCACUUUGAGUCGGAGGAGACAAAAAAACGCAAACCUGAGGACAGCACGGUUGCAGCUGGUGACGAGCGUGAAACUCGAUCAAAACGGCGGGCGACCGAGUCCAAUAAGGUAGGGUCUCUGUAG